Mytilus trossulus (common blue mussel) is the source of this 1170-nucleotide messenger RNA. RefSeq lists its product as uncharacterized. The coding region runs from base 1 to 1170 and encodes 389 amino acids. The record is from RefSeq and is a predicted model, not a curated record. Gene Ontology annotation, biological process: proteolysis. Gene Ontology annotation, molecular function: cysteine-type endopeptidase activity. The transcript is spliced from 6 exons. Lineage: Eukaryota; Metazoa; Mollusca; Bivalvia; Mytilida; Mytilidae.
AUGGCGUCUAUGGUUCAUAUAGGAAAGGAAGUUCUCAGUGAGAAAGAUGUUGAAGACAUAUUUGACAGCGUCCUGAGUUCAGCUUCUUCAAAAUUAAAACCAACAACACCAACUUAUGAAGACGAGUAUGACUGCAGCAAUAGAUACAGAGGCUUAGCCUUAAUAAUUUGUAAUGAAAACUUCAAAACAGAAAAUCACAGAAGAGAUUACUGUGACGACGAAAUAAAACUAAUGAAGGAAACAUUUGGAAAACAUUUAAAUUUCACAGUUUUGAUUUUCAAGGAUUUGACUGCAGAGCAAAUAAAUUGGGUCAUACAUAGAGUUUUGUUUUAUAAAGCAUGCAAACAACCUGGAUUUCAUCGAAUGUCAGACUGUUUCGCAUGUGUUCUUGCAAGUCAUGGUGGCGAGGAAUCAAGAGGUUCGAAUGGUAAACCGACAUUAGUGGAUUUGAGAGACCAAUGUUUAUAUGGAGUCGACCAUAAACCAAUAACAACGAAAGCUAUAAUAAAAAAAAUCAACGACGUUAAAGCAUUAAAAGAUAAACCGAAGCUUUUUUUCAUUCAGGCUUGUCGCUCACGCACACAAAUGCAUAUAACAACAUCCGGUAUAGAACAUGGGCAUACAAUUGAUAUCAAUAGUGCUUCACAUGGAAAUUGUCCAACUGAUUGCACUGAUGAGUUUUAUAAGCAGUCAUUUCCUGAGUGUCCAACACAAAACGAACCUUCCCUGAAGGCAAACCAUGGCAUUAUAUCAGAAAAGAAGGAUAACGCAGAAGCAAGUAUCUUCCACAAACUCGGUCAAUUGUUUGGUUUAAACAAAAAUGAUGCAGAGAAGAUAAUUGAACCAGAGGAUAUGAUAUCCAUUCUAGACCAAUCAUGUACUGAUGAUACCCUUGUCGUUUAUUCAACAGCUUCAGAAAAGUAUUCUUACGGAAGAGUGAAAUUAGGUGGUUGGAUGCUUGUUUGUCUGAAUAAAGCAGUAGACGAACAACUUCGUCAGUCAAACAAAAGCUAUCACAUCGAUUUAAUGGACAUUUUGAUAGCCGUAACUAGUGCCGUGGCUAAGAAUUUUGAGACACACCUGUCAGAUGAUAAUUCUUCUCGUAAAUGCGCAGUUGUAUUUGAACAUUGUCUCUAUAAAGAGUUGUAUUUUAGUAACAACUGGAUUUAA